Messenger RNA from Chenopodium quinoa (quinoa), 1607 nucleotides. RefSeq names its product putative ER lumen protein-retaining receptor C28H8.4. The coding region runs from base 200 to 1030 and encodes 276 amino acids. The transcript is spliced from 6 exons. Gene Ontology annotation, molecular function: ER lumen protein retrieval receptor activity. Lineage: Eukaryota; Viridiplantae; Streptophyta; Magnoliopsida; Caryophyllales; Amaranthaceae. Gene Ontology annotation, biological process: protein retention in ER lumen. The record is from RefSeq and is a predicted model, not a curated record. Gene Ontology annotation, cellular component: membrane.
AGUUCUUCGGACCUCUCGUUACCGGAAUUCUCUCUCUUUGUUUUCUGAGACUCGUACAAAAUGAUUCAAUAAACACCUUCAAUUAAUUAACGAAAUUCUAAAAAUGGAAAUUCCAAUUGUUUGGGUUUCACUCUGUUUUUCUCCCUCAUUAUGUCCAGAAAAUCAAGUUUUUUUUUUAUAAAAAAAAUAGAAAUUCGAAAUGGGUAAAUUCAAAUACGAAACACCAGCAUUUGUGCAGCAAAUUGGUAGAUGGGUUCGAAAUCGUACUCUGAAAGAGAAGCUAUGUAUGGGCGCCAUUGCUGCGGUUGUAUUGCUUGUUUUGUUAAAAAUAUUUGUUAAAGAACAUGCCCAUUUCUUUGUUGCUGCUCAAACUUCUCAGGCUGUUGGUAUCUUACUCUUGAUUUACAAGCUCACCAUCUCCAAAACUUGUUCUGGUCUGUCAUUAAGGACUCAAGAGCUUACAGCUAUAAAUCUAUUUGUGAGACUCCUAUCCAGCCUUACAAUCCGAGGGCAAGUGCAUGUUGUACUCGAUUUUCUGAACCUUGUAGCUACUUUGUGGGUGAUGUAUAUGAUGCGGUUCAAGUUGAAAUCAACUUACCUGCAAGAACUAGACAAUAUGCCCCUGCUCUAUGUGUUAGUUCCUUGUGGUGUUGCUGCGUUAUUAGCACAUCCUAUAGGACCUUUUCCAUUGUUGAUUCGGUGGAUGUGGUCAUUCUGCAUUUCGGUUGAAGCUGUUGCUGUUCUUCCCCAGCUUCGUUUGAUGCAGAACUCAAAGAUGGUUGAACCUUUCACAUCCCAUUAUGUGUUUGCCUUGGGCGUUUCAAGGUUCAUGGGAUGUGCUAAUUGGAUAAUUCAGCUUAUUGAGACCAGAGGUGUUCACCUGAUGCUAAUAGGACAAGGACAUAUCUGGAUACUGUUGGCUCUUGUAGCUGAAUUGGUUCAUACAUUCAUCUUGGCCGAUUUCUGUUAUUACUAUGUUAAGAGUGUCAUGGAGGGGCAGACCAUAAUGAGCCUACGCUCAUUAGUUUGAAGGUUUGGAUCAUACUUUGCUACAAUAAAAGUCUGUUUGAAGCAGUAAGAUUAAAAUCCUGUUAUUAGUCAGAAGGGAGGAAACGAAAUAGGGGUAUGACUUCUUCCCUGAUAUUGUUUUUUCAAAGGGGAUUGUAUAUAUGAUCUGAUCUACCACUGCAUUUUCUUUUCUUCUUUAGAGGGUAAUGAUGGUAUAUACGUUUUUCGGACCCCUUUAAAGUAUUGUUGCUUUGGCGGAAUUUGAUUUAACUAACCAUACAACAAAGGUUUUCUUGUUGGGGGCUUCGCCCUUCUUGUUCACCAAAAAAUAAAAAGCCUUGCUUCACUGUCAUACAAAGUUUGGACAAGCAGAUUCUUGAAUGUAUCUCAAAAAAGGGUUAUUAUUCAUGUGUUUUCGGCGAAAAUUUACCAGAUAUUAUAUAGCAACAUUACUCUGUUAACUACAACAAUAGAGAGAAAAGGUGUUGAUCUCCCUUGAGUGUUUGCCUUUGUGUUAACCUUCUCAAUCUUGACCACCAAAAUCACUUUGUAUGAGGUGAUAAACUUUUAGACAGGUGAUUGUAAGCUGAUCAUUAUCU